CGAAAGGGCGUACGCCCUUACCUCAAGUCGACUCAAGGGCCUCCUAGUCGAGCUCCCACCUCCUGGAAGCCGUGUACGUUGACCCAGUCCUCAAGUCGACUCAAGGGCCUCCUAGCCUCGAGCUCCCACCUCCUGGAAGCCGUGUACGUUGUGCAUAUGCUACUCGCCGCCGCGCUAACCUCGACCUCUGCCGCCGCGCACAUGCCGUCCUUCUUGAGGAACAACGACGUGCAGAAUGUCCUCCCAGUGGCGCCGGCUGACUACCCUGCCGCACUGCAAGGGAUGCUCUGGCUCGACCAAACGGGCGCUUUUGGAGAGUCGAGCAUACCAGCCGGCGUCAGCGCGCCGGACUUGGCCAUCUCGAUGGGCGACACCGACUAUCAUCGCUUCGACCCGGCGACGCGCACCGUGAGUGUGAGCAUCCUUGGAAGAGCGUGGCAGUGGCAGAACACCAGGGAGGGUAUGAGCUUUUUUCGCGAGGCCGAGUCGACCUUCUCCCACUACGAUUUUGUGUUUAGCGACGACUUCGAGUCCUGCCAGAUCUACCCGCACCUCAAGCUGCCGUUUGGCCUCACGUUCCGUGUGCCCACUGCGGCCGUCAGCUUCACGAUGACCCUCCAACACCCUGCCGCUGGCGCAUGCCCGCCAAGGGCCAACUCCUCAACCGCUGAGGUCGUGCGGUGCGCAAAGUGGCGCCGCGAUAGCCGGGUCCUGCAGCUCAUCCCCGGCCUGUCAAAGGCGCUGGGCGAUUUCGUGUACUAUGCGUACGAGAUCGUGGACAAUGAGAGGCAGCCCAUCGAGCCGUACUUCAGCGCGUACCUCAAAUGGGCCGACGCGAACUCGCGCCCGGACGCCUUGGUCGCUGCCGCGGAGGGGUUCGACACGAGCCGCUCCCUCGACGGUGCGGACGGAUUGCAGGGCGGCACCUCCUUUGUGGGCGACGGCGCUGCGGCCGAGUCGUCGACCUGGUCCGCGUCGGCACAGCUGGCCUGGCGAUGAAUACGGGACGGCGCGACGGAGGAUUGGUGGUGGGAGCACGUCGGCUGGGGGCACGGUGGCUCGGGCGGUGGUCGGCCGGCUUAGAAGUGCUAGAAUGGCUUAGUCCUUAGAACUGCGUGGUGCGGCAGCCUCAUCCGGCGGGCCGCGGGGUCGCCAGCCAUAACUACUACAGUGUGCUCAGUAAGUGGGUCCCGGGGGGUCGGAUGGGCUUAGCCCCGUUAAUUGGUAGAGUGUGGCAAUAAAUAGCAUCUUCUUUGCUGACAA
Emiliania huxleyi CCMP1516 is the source of this 1263-nucleotide messenger RNA. RefSeq lists its product as hypothetical. The transcript is spliced from 3 exons. NCBI's taxonomy places the organism in Eukaryota, Haptophyta, Isochrysidales, Noelaerhabdaceae. The record is from RefSeq and is a predicted model, not a curated record. The coding region runs from base 157 to 999 and encodes 280 amino acids.